Messenger RNA from Rhinolophus ferrumequinum (greater horseshoe bat), 1636 nucleotides. It is a transcript of the gene SH3GL3, whose product is annotated as SH3 domain containing GRB2 like 3, endophilin A3. Gene Ontology annotation, cellular component: presynapse; glutamatergic synapse; cytoplasm. Gene Ontology annotation, biological process: endocytosis; synaptic vesicle uncoating. NCBI's taxonomy places the organism in Eukaryota, Metazoa, Chordata, Mammalia, Chiroptera, Rhinolophidae. Gene Ontology annotation, molecular function: protein binding. The record is from RefSeq and is a predicted model, not a curated record. The transcript has 9 exons. The coding region runs from base 137 to 1192 and encodes 351 amino acids.
ACAGCGGCUGUGGCCGUGGCCGUGGGAGGCGGGCCCGGCGGAGCCCAGCGCGCGGGGACCGCUCCCCCCGCGCGUCCUGGCCGCGUGGCCCGGCCGAGCCCAGAGACCAUCCACCCCCCGGCCGGGCGCCGCCGCGAUGUCGGUGGCGGGGCUGAAGAAGCAGUUCCACAAAGCCAGCCAGCUGUUUAGUGAAAAAAUAAGUGGCGUCGAAGGAACGAAACUAGAUGAUGAAUUUCUUGACAUGGAAAGGAAAAUAGAUGUCACCAAUAAAGCUGUUGCAGAAAUUCUUUCAAAAGCCACAGAAUAUCUUCAGCCAAAUCCAGCAUACAGAGCUAAGCUGGGAAUGCUCAACACUGUAUCGAAGAUCCGAGGGCAGGUGAAAACCACCGGCUACCCCCAGACGGAAGGCUUGCUGGGAGACUGUAUGCUCAAGUAUGGGAAGGAGCUCGGGGAAGCUUCUACCUUUGGCAAUGCAUUGAUAGAAGUUGGCGAAUCCAUGAAGCUCAUGGCUGAGGUGAAAGACUCUCUUGAUAUUAACGUAAAGCAAACUUUCAUUGAUCCACUUCAGUUACUACAAGACAAAGACUUAAAAGAGAUUGGGCACCACCUGAAAAAGCUGGAAGGCCGCCGCCUGGAUUACGAUUAUAAAAAGAAGCGAGUAGGUAAGAUACCAGAUGAAGAAGUCAGACAAGCGGUAGAAAAAUUUGAAGAGUCAAAGGAGUUGGCUGAAAGAAGCAUGUUUAAUUUUUUAGAAAAUGAUGUAGAACAAGUCAGCCAGUUGGCCGUGUUUAUAGAGGCAGCUUUAGAUUAUCACAGACAGUCCACGGAGAUUCUGCAGGAGCUCCACAGCAAGCUGCAGAUACGAAUAUCGGCUGCGUCCAUGCUGCCCAAACGAGAAUACAAGCCACGACCCCUAAAAAGGAGCCCCAGUGAACUCAAUGGGAUGCCCACCACCUCAUCAGCCACCUUGUCAGCCAAGCCGACAGGUUUUAAUGUUCCCCUGGACCAGCCCUGCUGCCGUGGCCUCUAUGACUUUGAGCCAGAAAACCAAGGAGAACUAGGAUUUAAAGAAGGGGACAUCAUUACAUUAACCAAUCAGAUAGAUGAAAACUGGUAUGAAGGAAUGCUACAUGGGGAGUCCGGAUUCUUCCCCAUUAAUUAUGUUGACGUCAUUGUGCCUUUACCUCAGUAAACGUGUAACUCACACUCUGGACAAACUUUCGUAACUGAAAUGAAUUCACACCAGUGUUCUCUCCGUGUGGUGGUAUGUGACAUCCUUGCUCUUUGACCAACUUCAUGACUUUUGUAUGUUGUGUUCCCUUUUUAAUGUAUUUUAUAUCAAGUUAAUUUGUACAAAUGAUUUUCUUGUCGUAGCUACGUGAAAAUAUAGUUUUCCUUUUUGCUUAUUGUCCUAAAAGUCUGUUGGUUAAAUUAAUGGAUGUGCUUCUUAUUGCUAAAAAUAAAUUGCACCCGUUGCAGGUAUGUCAAUGAAUUGUCCACUGCAAAAUUCAAAAUGAAGAAAUGCUGAAUAUUUAGUAUCUUCCCAUGAUUGACGGCAUCUGGUCUUUUCCCUUCGUCGUGUUUUAGCUGACCUGUGAAUAGCGCAAUAAAUAUGACACACCGUAUUGGCAAAAGA